CAUCGCGAUAUUUGCUGGUUAAAACAGGCGCGAGAUUUGACGAGACUUGUGUGUUUCGUGAAACCGGGAAGUGGGCGAUUGCUAAAGAUAAAUAAAAUGCUAAUAAAAGCUAUUUGUUGUCGUGUUUAUUAGCGUUCAUUAUGUAAGAAUCCGUUGUAACUCUACGGCGACCCCAAGCGAGAAGCAGGGAUGCUAUUGUUGGAGUGUACGGAUGUUGUUUACACUCAGUGUUGAUUGUUAUGGAGUGUAACGUUAAACCGGUUCCCGCGACGCUCCUGCACGCGGCUCCUCCGUACGGACACAUACUCACUCACGAGAGGUGGAGGGGCUCGACGCUCGUGCGGAGUCUCAAAGGGAGCGUGAAGACGAUCUUUGAGGAGGAGCUGGGUGUCGUGGACUUCUGUCUCAGUAAUAAAACCUGUGUCCUUUAUGUGUCAGAAAGCGAUUUGGUGGCAGGAAACAGCUACAGGAGGAAUAUUGUCCGAUUUAGAAAUGCGAACAGCGGUCUGCAGGCUAUUGUGAUUGUGGAAAAGACUCACCUGAGCGAGCAGUACUUCAGCGGAUUGCAGAAGUUUGUGGUUUUGGAGCUUGGUUUGACUCUGCUGCCUGUGUCCACCGCUCCUGAAGCAGCUCAGCUCAUAGCACAGCUGGUUCUUGAAGAGAACAAGGAGAACCCAUUCCGCAGGAAGAGCGUGUGCAGACUGCUGGAGCCACUGGUGUUGAGUCUGGUUCAGCAGAUUCCUGGCGUUGGAAAGGUGAAGGCCAUGCAGCUCCUCCAGCGAUUCCCCAGUAUCCAUCAGCUCAGUGGAGCUUCAGUGCAUGAACUGGAGCCCAUAGUGGGACAGGCCACAGCCCAGCAUAUCACCGCAUUCUUCCACAAGCAGUUCACAUAGGAAUGCAUGUUACAAAAAUAUGCAAAUAAACAGCAUUUCAGCACUUUUUAAGCCAUGCCUUGGAUGUAAUCGUGCUGAUAUUUUCAGUGUAUUUCUAUGAAACUGCCAUAUUUUACGAAGUAGUAAAACACACAGUGAUAUUGUAGAAUUUUGCCACACAUUAUAUCAAUUUCUGCAAUUAACAUUAGGACUUUCAACAAAAAGACAGAAGGUGGCGCUAAAGACUCACAACAUUGCAUGUAGUGUUUGUUCCUUAGCCCCAUCCCACUUCAAAGUGGGAGUUGUUGUUCUGUUCCUGUUCAUUUAUAUAUUUGCGUAUCUUUAUUUGAGUUCCACAGAAUAAAUAAAUAAAAAAAUGCUAUGGGGCAUUUGCAGAAACAAGGGAUGAUAUUAAUAACUAAUGUGUUUGUUGUACAGUUGGGCCUGAGACCACAUUGAUCAUUUGAGAUUUUCAUUUAAACUUUGUGAUGAAGUUAUUAU
Molecule: messenger RNA, 1373 nt
Organism: Sinocyclocheilus rhinocerous
Lineage: Eukaryota; Metazoa; Chordata; Actinopteri; Cypriniformes; Cyprinidae
Gene: faap24
Product: FA core complex associated protein 24
Exons: 4
Coding region: 240-893 (217 amino acids)
Biological process (GO): interstrand cross-link repair
Cellular component (GO): Fanconi anaemia nuclear complex
Molecular function (GO): chromatin binding
Source: RefSeq, a predicted model, not a curated record